This is a messenger RNA of Diabrotica virgifera virgifera (western corn rootworm), 3989 nucleotides long. Its product is annotated as TIP41-like protein. The record is from RefSeq and is a predicted model, not a curated record. Gene Ontology annotation, cellular component: cytosol. Gene Ontology annotation, molecular function: catalytic activity. Gene Ontology annotation, biological process: TOR signaling. The transcript has 3 exons. The coding region runs from base 610 to 3483 and encodes 957 amino acids. NCBI's taxonomy places the organism in Eukaryota, Metazoa, Arthropoda, Insecta, Coleoptera, Chrysomelidae.
AUGAGUUUUUCAGAGAGACAUCAAGAAAUCUUCUGUCAGACCAUGGAGUUUAGGGUGUCUACAUAGUAAAAUUUACGUGAACCUUAUCCUCCAUGCUAUGGCAUGCUGGACGAGCCAUACAGUCUGUAGUCAACACCCCGAAGUAUGAGCGGGAACACAAAGCGUACCAAUACUCAUACGCUUAUGAAACGCACCUGGCGGAUCAUAAGGGCCUUCACAUUUUACUCUUCUUCAACUUGUCUUGAGCGAAAUGUCUUUAAUCUUUUCUAUCAGCCUCUCUUGGCUAACUCUUGUUUUUUUCCGACCCCGAAUGGCGAUUAGGUUUCCGAAGGCAGACGGGUCACUAUAUUUCUUUCUACUACAGAUUCUUCCCAUAUACACCUUUUUCCCUCCCCAUCUUACCCAACAAAAUAUGGAGAAAACCAGAUGCAAAAAAUCCGUAAGUUAAGGUGGAAGCUAUCGUGCUAAAAACUAAAUGGUCGCACGUCACGCGGCCGCUAACGAUGCUCUUGGGACACCGGGCGAAAUCCCAUUGAAAAUUAGCCUUGUUCCUGUACGCGGGGCUCUACAGGAAUCGACAACGAUCCCCAGCUACUCGUGGGAAUAAAUAUGAAUACUCACCAACAUGCAAGGCAAGCACGGUGUUUAAAUGCCACAAACCCGACCAGUGUAAACCAACCCUAUUCAAAGUGCGUCAAAAAUAUAAACCUCAACAUCGCCACAUAUAAUGCUCGGUCGCUCUCUACCGAAGAAAGGUUCGAAGAAAUGGAGGAAGAACUUUCAAAAGUGAAUUGGGAUAUUGUGGGUAUCAGCGAAGUUAGAAAAAAAGGAGAGAAUCUUAUCUCACUCCCAUCAGGCCAUCUGUGGUACUACAAAGGAGAAGAGGAAUCGACAGUCGGAGGAGUCGGCUUCUUUGUUCACAAAAGAAUUGCGAACAGAAUUGUGUCAAUAAACCAAAUAUCAACAAGGGUGGUCUACUUAAACAUCAAAAUGAGCACCAGAUAUAUCCUAAAGUUCAUUCAAGUAUACGCACCUACUACAGGCCAUUCAGAUGAAGAAGUCCAAAUAUUCUACGACCAAAUAUCCUGUGCAAUCAAGGAAAAUCCUGGCCACUUCUUAAUAAUAGGCGGUGAUUUCAACGCCAAAAUAGGUACCAAGGAAGACCCCUCUGAAAUAAUAUUGGGAAAUUUUGGAAGCGAAGGCAGAAAUGAUAGAGGCAAACAACUGUUAACUUUUCUUUUGGAAAACAAUCUCUAUCAAAUGAACAGCUUCUUUAAAAAGAAAAAACACAGAAGAUGGACCUGGGAAAGUCCAGAUGGAAAAACAAGGAACGAAAUCGACUAUUUCUUAACAAAUAAAAAAGAAUUAUUUAAAGACGUAAAUGUGUUAAACCAGUUCAGCACAAGCAGUGAUCACAGGUUAGUAAGAGCUAAAAUAACGAUAUCGAUCGAAAAGGAAAGACUCAAAAUGAUAAAUAAGAAACACACAAAGAAAUGGGUAAAACCAACUAAUAUUCCGGAGUUCGAAAAAUAUAUUAAUGAUACAUUGAAAGAUACAACAACAACAGACAUUAAUAUACUGAACAAGCAAAUAAUCACCACAAUACAACAGGCUCAAACUAAAUACUGUCCAACAAACCAAAAAGAUGAAAAACUAAGUCAACCUACUAAAACCCUUAUAGAACUAAGACGACAGAUGAAAGGAGAUACAAGUUCCAGCAAAGAAGCGCUAAAUCAAAUAAAUAAGACUAUCACAAAGUCAAUAAGAAAAGACAUAAGAAACUACAAUGUAGAAAAAACAAAACAAGCAAUAGAGCAAAAUAAGAACAUGAAAGUUUUGAAGAACGUAAGCGUACAAAAAGGAAAAAUAGAAAUCAACAAACUAAGAAACAGAACUGGAAAAGAAACUACAAACAGAGAUGAAAUAUUAACAAUAGUCGAAGAGUUCUACACAGAGUUAUACAAAUCAAGAAAAAAAGAUGACAAUGCGCAACCUCCAAUUACAGUAAAAACUGGGGUAUUAAAUCAAGGAUCGGAUUUAAUGCCCGAUAUAACAAAAUCAGAAAUCAAAGAGGCUCUGAAGAAAAUGAAAAAUAAUCGAACCCCAGGUGAAGAUGGAAUAGUAUCAGAAGCACUAAAAAUUGGAGGAAAUAUACUACUUGAAAAAAUUAAACAACUUUUCAAUAUCUGCCUUCACAACGCCAUUAUUCCAACAGACUGGAACAACGCUACUAUGAUUCUAUUACACAAAGCAGGAGACAAAGCCAAUUUAGAGAAUUACAGACCGAUUAGUCUCCUCAGCCAUUUAUAUAAGUUAUUUACGCGAAUAAUAGUUAAGAGAAUGGAUAGAAAGUUAGAGACUUAUCAACCAAGAGAACAGGCAGGAUUCCGAAAAAAUUACGGAACAAAUGACCAUCUACAAAGUAUAAAAACCCUGAUAGAGAAAGUAGUGGAAUACAAUAAACCCCUAGUUCUACUUUUUAUCGAUUUUCAUAAAGCCUUUGACACAGUUGAACUUAGCAAAAUAUUACAGGCGCUUAAAGAAUGCAGGCUAGAUUAUAGGUAUACAAAAUUAUUACACAAAAUAUACUUACAGGCAACAACCACUGUCAAAUUACAUACUAACAGUAAUCGCAUAAAAAUAGAACGGGGGGUUAGACAAGGAGACCCAAUGUCACCUAAACUUUUUAAUACGGUCUUAGAACAUGCUUUCAAGAGUUUGGAUUGGAUGACAAAGGGAAUAAAAAUAGAUGGAGAAUACCUAAACAACUUACGUUUCGCCGAUGAUAUAGUCAUAGUAGCUGAGGAUCUAGGUAUGGCAAGAGAGAUGGUACAAGAACUCGUUGUAGCUACAGAAAAUGUAGGUUUAAAUAUAAACAUCUCGAAAACAAAAAUAAUGACAAAUUUGGUACCCAACCAGAACAUCAGUAUUGGUGGGAAGGAAAUAGAACUCGUAGAUAGAUAUAAAUACCUGGGACAUGAAAUUACGAUUGGCAGGGAUAACCAGACUCAUGAGCUGAAGAGAAGAAUCGGUCUUGGGUGGGCAGCAUUUGGAAAACUGAGAGAAACUUUUAAAAGUGAGUUACCCACAUGUCUAAAGAGAAAGGUAUUCGAUCAGUGCGUCCUCCCAGUCUUGACGUACGGAUCAGAAACACUUACCUUAACUAAAGCCUCGGCUACCAAACUAAGAGUCACGCAGAGAAGAAUGGAGCGGUCAAUGUUAGGAAUAACUCUGCAAGACAAAAUCAGAAACGAAGAAAUCAGGAGAAGAACAAAGGUGACUGACGUCAUCGAGAGGAUAGCCAGGUUGAAGUGGAGAUGGGCAGGACACGUAGCCAGAAUGACAGAUGGGCGAUGGACGAAGAGGUUAUUGGAAUGGAGGCCAAGAGAAGACAAGAAAAGCGUCGGUCGACCGCCUACAAGAUGGACUGACGACUUAAGAAAGGGCGCCAGAAAAUUUAGAAGAAAAAAUCAAACCUUUUGACUGGACGUUUAGCUCAGAUUAUAGGGGGUAUAUGUCCGGGGAAUCAUCAUUAGAAGAAACAGAAGAACGAAUUAAUAUCGAGAAAUUAAAAGAAAAAGAGAAAAUUUUGUUUUAUCAAGAAUUAAUGUUGUAUGAAGAUGAAUUACAUGAUAAUGGAAUUUCUUCAUGCACAAUUAAAAUCAGGGUGAUGCCCAGUUCGUUUUUUGUUCUGUUACGAUUUUUCUUGAGGGUCGAUAAUGUUAUGGUCAGGAUCAACGAUACUAGAGUGUUUCAUGACUUCUCAACCAACUAUUUACUUAGAGAGUAUACGAAUAAGGAAUGUGGGGUAAAGGAUUUGAAUUUACCAUUAACAGUGUUUGGAGAUCCAAACGCACUAUCGCCACAUAUGCCGUUACGAACAUCCAUUUUUGAAAAAAUAACAAUUCCUUCUGUACAAUCAUAAAUAACGUAGAAUAUUUUAGUGAUUCCUUAUUUUAUUUUUACUAAAUAAAUACUUUUACUUGUAA